AUGAUGGCUUCCAGAAAGGUUGACGUACGUUUAGUCAAGAGAAAGAGGGAAGCAAAAACAUCAAUUGAUUCCCCGCUGGCCAGGUAUUAUUUCUGGAACUUAUAAUCUUUGGAAGCACGAUUAUCUUUGGGUUAGAGGUUCGCUAUACGUUCCCUUUCGUUCACCAGAUACAAUAGUGCUGGCCAGCUGUCUUGUGUGGUAUGUGACAUGACCAUAAAGAACGAAUUUCUGUGGACCUCACAUGUCCUUGGUAAAAAGCACAAAGAGGUAAAUUAAAAGGUGACCAUCAACUGUAGAAAGUGAUGGUGCAUAACAUUUCAUUUAAUUAUUGUCAGGUCUUAGGUUCCAUGCCCAACUUUUAACCAAUUAUUUUUUCCAUCUGGCAGAACUUGGCAGACCUUAAAGGAAAGCCUAAAGCAAAUGUAUCAGUUCGAGAGGUGCGAAAGCCAGUUAAAGUAAGUGGCAAGGUAGAUAAGCAAUCCCAAACAGAAAGGGUAUGGUUUAGCGAACCGUAUGCACAUGCACAGCAGAGGCUGGGUUGUAAUUGAAUGUGAAAUCCAGUCGCAGAUCUUUUGUAUUUAGCUGAAUAGAGGCAUCGAGAGGUGAAAGUCAGUGUCCAGGCUUAAAUCCUCAGUGUAAAGUUCUGUUGGCACUGAUUUGAGCACAUACAUAGCUCAUUGAGAAAGUAAUUGUUGACAAAGAUGAAGGGUAAGAUGUCUUUGAACACAAUUGUUGGAGGAAAGGCCAUUGGCUGUCAACUGAAUCUUGUUUUAGAAUGCAAAUGGUUAAAAAAGCUAUCUUCUUGAAAUAUACUUUCUGGAAAGGUUUAAGCAGGGUAACUUUGAUUACAGCUGUUAAUGCCAAUGUGAAAACUGAUAAUAUCUAGUCCUACCUGUAAAUGUGCAAGUUAAGCAUGAGCCAAAUAAAUAUCUGAUAUUGUGAAGUCUCACCAAUCAGGUUAUAAGUAGUGAACUUAGAACAUUUGACUGACAUCAACUAUUCACUUGAGGAAUGUUUCGUUUUGUCCAAAGUUUAAUUGUUCAAUCUGUAAUGUUUACAGAUUUUUGUAGGUGGUAAGUGCAAGUGCCAUUGUGCUAACUACAUGGUGCAUGCACAUUCCUGAGUGUUUUUGCAAAGGUGCUAACUAUAUUGCAUGUGCAAGACACUUGAUUCUGAUGAUGACUACCUCUAAGGUUGUUGAAAUGUCAGUCACCACCACUGACAACAGUCCUUCUCAGGACUACACACACCUGGUCAAUCAGACUACACUAUCACAUGUUAUCCCAGGGUUCAAACCAUUUACUCUGGUGUAGAAAUACAACAUGCCAAACAUUGGUUGACUCCAAAUUUCUCUCAGACUGGUAAAAUAUCCUUACCCUAUAACUUGGGUCUGAAGUAGAAAGUAAAAAAGUAACAUGGAAAUCACCAUGUUAAGUUCCUGGUGUCCUGGUUCUAACAAAACCAUGCACAGCUACAAGGAUUCCCAAAUCCUGUAAUCCAGACUAAAUUAUGAUUAUAUGGUGUAAUUUGAUUAAUUGCUUUUGAUAGUUGCUGACAUCCUCAAAGAGCAAUGUGUUGCAAUUUUUCCCAAUUGAUAAUUUGGUUGGUCACCAAGAAAUCAAAGGUCACUAUAACAGUACAGCUCAAAGCUCAGAUUGUCCAGAUAUCACCAAUGGGUUGCAAUGAAGGCAACAGUACAGGGUAAAGACAGUAUGCCUGGCAUGUGCCCAGACGAGAAUGUCAUAACAAACCUCUGCACAGCUUUUUUCAGCCUCCCACGCAGGUGUUUGUAGGGGAUUGCGUUUCAUUGUUUUCCAUUGUUUGUGGGAAGAAGUGAAAUGCAAUCCUCUCAAAAUGGCUGCAUUCAAAGCUUGGCUAUUUUAACUUUCAUGUAGAUCACAUAGAUCAAACCAGACUUCCCUGUUCUCAGUUCAUUUAGGUUAUUAUUUGCUGAACCCUGCCCCUCAAAAUUGUCAAUUCCUAUGUCUUGUUCAUAAAAACAAUACCACAUCUCACCCCCUAGUUACUUUAAGUUCCUGGAUCCUGGCCUUCAAAUAAAUCUGAUCCUGGAUUCCAAUGGGGACCCUCAGCUAUCAUGUUGACAAUGAUUUUUAUAUAUAAGUUAGUUGUUUCCUGUGUGUUUUAAGAAAUUACUGAAUAAUUUUGUUCUACCUUUAAUGUUUCCUUUAAUUUGUGAUUCUCUCUAAUUAAGGAAUAUUACUUUUAUGAACAAAUUAAUCAACAGGUUGAAACAAUUGAAGAAGCACCAAAAAAAAAAUUAAAAGGUCAGUUCAUUAAAAUUUUUCAUAGAAUCGCCUUUGUUAUUUUGUCAGUGUUAUUCUUUGUUAAGAAGACUUUCAUUCAUUGAUAGACUUUAAGCUUUCUUAGCAAACAAUUUUUUGUUAUCUUACAUGUAGAUCUUUCAAGUCAUCAAUCAUAUGCCUGUGUUUUGCAAAAUACAACAUAUUAACCAUGUUACCACUGAUACAGACCAUACAGUGUAACUGUUGUGCAAAGUAAUUGUUACACCACUCAUUUUAUUUAAAUUUCUUAAUUUUAUGAUGUAGGCUAUAUAUUAUUAUAACAUGUUUAUUUCAUAUUUUGAACAUCCACAGUUGAUAACAGUAGUGACACAAACAGGUAUAUCUUGAUGGCUGUAUCAUUACUAACAGUACAAUACUUUUCUGCUUAAAUGUUUUUUUUUCUCUGUGUUAAAGUGUCAUUUUAAUUAAAAAAUUCUGGGAGGUUCCAUGGCCAUUAUAUAAUCUGGCCAACAAUAAGUCAAUUUUGAAUCAAAAGAGGUGACACUGAUUAUGGCAAUAUUAGAACCAAUUUAUGAAUAUACAAACAUAUUGCUAUUGAAUGGGUCAACCUAAAUGUAAUAUACUAAAUAUAAUAAUAUCAGGAAAGGCAGUCAUAUUGUGGGGCAUAAGUGUUAAAAUUCUCAUCUUGCUCUUUGCCACAAUUUUAAGGUGCAGUUUUUAUGCAUCUGUGGAAGGCUUUUCUCUGAGAAAAUCAGCAAUUAAUUAAAAAACAUUUGAACACAACAACUUUUGAAAACUUGUUACAGACUGUAGUCUUAAUUUUUUUGCAAAACACUAACUACAUUUGACAGUAAUGCUGGUAUUAUCUCAGCUUUACAGACAGUGUAGAAGAGAUAAAAGAUGAGAUUUCCACAGAUGAACAGGCAGGUUUACCUUCGGGUAAGAAAUUGUUUCCAGCUCACUUGUAAUUGUCUUUGUGCUGAAUAAGUUUUUUUUGUAACCAGCCAGAUAAUACUUUAGGAACUUAAGUUUUCCUCAGCUGGAGCAGAAGGCUCAAUUCUGAUAGAGAACUUAACAUCACAAGUGGUAGAGUUUGGUGCUGGUUCUCAUUUUGAAUCUGUGAUGACAGAUUUGAAGAGCUGUCUUAGUGAUGCUUGAAAACAAGGUGGUCUUAGAGCUGGUUUCACUAUGCUUGCAUUUAAUAGUGUAAUGCUCUGAUGAUAUGUGGGGUUUAAGGAAUGAUUUACCUUUAUUUGCUUUCUGUUUUUAUUUCAGACUUCUUUGAUCAUGAAAUCAAGUCUGAAAUGCAACAGCAUAUUGCCAGGUAUUCAAUGAUUAUUUUAUUAAUAACAUGUAUAAUACAUCAUGUAAACCAUAAAGCUGUUUUUAAAUUUUACAUAUAGUCAUGUCAAGUCCAUUUUUCCUUAAAAAAAGGUAGCAUAGUACAGAUGUUAGUUUGGAAUUAAGUGACAAAGUAAGUAAAACAUAGCUGAAAAUUUCCAUAAAAUGUAUCAUGCUGUUUAUGUACUAACAUUAUGUAUUUUUGUCAUUUGGUAAUUAAUUUUGUCACUGAUCACCUGUCUCAUGGAAAAUUUUUUUCAUAAAAUCAUGAAAGUGGAGAUUCCACAGAGGGCAUUCCGGAAGGAUUUUUUGAUGAUCCAAAACUAGAUGCAAAGGUUUGGAAGUCAUCCAAUUCAUGUUGUGUCUAAAUUGUAAGUUUAGUUUCCCUCCUAUCUUGAAAAGCUUCAUACAUGUAAGUUUUUUUUUUACUUCUCUCUUUAUUUUAAUCUCUGAGAAUUGAGGUUGUGUGCUUACAGUACACACUAACUUUCAAGAUGAGGUCAUUUGCAGCAGAAUGCCUAUGAGUAACACACAGUCACACAGUUAGUUUAUCAGUGCGGUGCUAGUAUUUAUGAAUAAAUAUAGAUUAUUUCUGAUAAAACGUGGAAUUUACCUGUCAUUGUUUUUGUUGCAUUUAACUUUUCUUUGGGAACUUGUUGCUGUACACAAAGGUCCGAAAAGUAGAGUACAAAGAUCAGGCUGAGGAGCAAUGGGAAAAGUUCCAGAAAGAAAUGCAAGUAGAAAACCAGGUGGGGGAAAAGUUAUACAUUAAAACAAAUUGGAUUGUUUAGUGAAGCCUUUUUGUUGCUCUGCUUUCCAUGUUUAUUUUAUUCUUGUUCUACAGAGUGAUACCAUGAUAUAUUUUGUCCAUUCUGUUUGCUUGAUCUUUAUUAAGAGAUUUACAUUAUAGUUAAGAAGAAUUCAGUGUUGUUUUAAGUUUUGAUUGUAUGUUACUUUUUAUCUAAUCAAAUUAAAUAUCAUAUGUCUUACCAUACAUGAAGAGGUAACUAGUGUCUAGGUUUGAGUGGCAUUUUUGGUAGGAAAUGCUUUUUGAUGAGGUGACAUCAACAGGUCUUUUAAAAAAAGCUCAUUAAUGAUAAAUAACUUCAUAGCUUGAAAUAAUUACAAAAAUACCUAAACUAUGUAAAACUUUGGAAUACUUUAUAAACGUAGCAACUGAAACAUGUGUGAUAUUGUAAACUGUUCAAACAUGGUGUGAUAAAUACUUUGUGCUAUAGCUACAGUUAAAUAUUUUCCUAUCUUUGAAUAUGGUCCAGUGGGGACUCACAGAGGUUAUCCAUAGUCCUUGAUGCUCAGCCAUCAGAUGGGAGCUGGGAAGGUAAGCCAAGGGGACUUACAUGUAACUUAAAGGUUGUUGUUCCUUAGUAUCUUUUGGUUGUUUUUGUCAGGUUUCACAGUCCAUUGUUGAAGGAGAAGAUGAGGAGUCCAGAGUUAAUAGGGAAUUAUCAGAACUCAGUGAACAGAGGUAGUGAAUAAUUAUGAUGAUAGUAAUAAUUAUAAAUUAAAGUAAUGAUGAUGACAAUGUUGGUGGUCAUGAUAAACAUAGUGUUAUUUAUAAGAAUGGUGAUAACAAAGUGUUGAACGGUGAUGGUAUUGAAUGAUGACUGACUACGUUGAUUGGAUUUUCUCGUUCCAUAUUGAACAAGCCAUGGAACAAAUAUUUCAGAUUGCUGGUAAUUCACCACUUAAAAGUGAACUUUAUGAUAUUUGAACAUGUUGACAUUGAGCAAAAUUACAUCCAUACACAUGUAGGAAAAAUUCCUUAAAUUUAUUUCAAAACUCUUUGAACAUGUGCUUGAUAUACUGAAUGAUCACUGGUACCAGUGGAUGAUUGCAUAUGUUUACUGUUAUGGUUGCAUCAAGUUUACCAUUUUGAAUAAGAAACUUGUCUGAUCUGUGUGCAUUUGACAUGGUGUAUCAAAUAGCUGGAAACUCUAUGAUACCCUUCUACACUUACCGGUACCUUACCAUUAGUGAUAAACUAAAGAACUGAAUAUCUGGAGGCUAUGUACAUGUGGAAUUAUUAUACACAUCAAUGCCAGAAUUGGAAUAUGAUAAUUUUGAUGUGAAAUCACCUCAAGCUCUCCAGAACUUCAGUUAUUUAGGAGGCAUUUCUUGAUUUUGAUACCCAUGUAGAUGGCAAAGGUUUGAAUACUUGUCAGUUCCUUAACCUUAAGUUUAACACAGAUACAAGAACAAUUUUGAAAUUUAACAAACCCUAGGGUAUUGAUAAUGAUUGUUUUUAAGUCCCUCUAAUGAUAGCUUUACUAGGACAAAAUUAAAUUUCUUUUAAAUAACAUGUACACUGUUUGUUUUUUACCAGUUUAUUAGUGACAGUGAACCUUAUUUAUUUUUGUUGUUGCUAAGUGUUUGGGUUUUUAGUCAUAGUAGUCUUUGUUUGAAUGCUUGUCUUAAAUGAACCUUAGUCUCUUAAAGUCAAACAAUUGGUGAAACUCUUUCCAUUAUUCUUUAGUAAAGGUUUAUGGAAUACCCUGAACAUUGAUUAAAACUUUCAGUUAGCAUCAAUUGCUUAGAUGAGGUCAUGAUAAUUGGAUAUGAUGAAGUCAUGACAACUGGAUAUGACCUGAUUAUUUUUUUCAUGUUUGCUUGGCAGACCUUGUAAAUCACUAACAACAGUUGAGGGACUUACAAACUUUUCUCUUGCUCUCAUAAACAUCUACAGUGGGUUUUUAUGCCAGUAAUAAAUGGAUAGUAGUUUUUUCUGCCACUUAGAUUUUAAUUUCCUGGAAUAUAAGGGGAAAAUUAAAGGGUAAAAAUGAUUCUGCUUUUAUUUUCAUCCAUUAUGAGGUUGUAUUGUUCUUUUUACUGUUAUCAGAGUCUACUUUCUGAGAGCUGAUGCCUUGCGGGAUAAACAGAGUUCUUUAAAGGACAAAUUCUCUAAUCUGAAAAGUCUUCAGCCACAGCCACAAAGAGAAACUACCAGUGAUAGUGAUGAUAGUGACUUUGAUGAAUUUCUUGACUGGAGAGCAAAGAAAGUCUCCUGAUGAACAACUGAUUCAUUCUGCACUAGGUGUUGCAAUGUGUCUAGAAGUUUGACUCAGAACUCAGCUUUCUGCUGCACAGUCAGGCCACUUUGUUGGUAAAGUGAUUCAAGAUGUGUUGCUAAUGUCUGCAAGAGCUGUGAGGUUACAUGUAUGUGAAGGGAAGGUGAUAGUUCAUGGACAUGAAUGUACAUCGCAAAUAACACGGAAGGGAAAAAUCUGCUUAGUUGGGUGUGUUGGAUGAGAUUAGGGGAGAGCAACUGAGCAAGGCAUGGAAAAAAGAAAAACUGCCUGGAACACAGGUUCUCAAAGCUGUUUGGGAUGGUUAAUAGUAUGAUGUCUUAUUUUCAUUGAAAUAUUUAGCAAAGGACAACUUCAGGGAAAAAAAAUAAGACAAAUAGCUCCCUGCAUUGAAAAACAGCAACAAUUUUUUCAGUGAGUGGUUUUAAAAGUAGGAGUAACAUUUGACUAUGUAGUCUGUUCUUUUUUUGGGAAAAGAAGUUCUGUGAAGUGCGGUUGUUGUCAGGAGUAACUGACAUUCAACAUCUGUGCACAAGUCUUCGGUAUCAAGUGAGCAAGUUUUUUGUGAGCCAAGUGUUAUAGAUCUGCUUUGUUGAAACUGAUUGAUUGCUUGUAAGACCCAAAAAGUGCAAGUCUGUUGUGAUUGGUCAGUUUUUAUCUUUAGUAAAGCUGGGUUGUUCUGUUCUUUUCUCGUAGCGUUAUUUCCAGCCAUAUACUUAUUACUCAAUUUUGCUCUGUCAGUCCAGGCAAGAGUCAACAACUAUUAGGGAUUGACAAGAAAUGGUUGUCACUGUUGUUGAAUACCUGGAUGAUCAGACUAUAUAAUCACCCAGUUUACCUUCAUUCAAUCAUUACAACUACAAAUUAUUGUUCCUCCAAAAGUGUGACUACACUUAUUACUGCAGUGUGCCAAACCGUGGGUAAAUUGUUAGAAACAGUUGGUGCAGAUAAAGUUAUGACAGACUUCAGAAUAGAAGUUGGACUUCACAAACUUUCAAAAGAAGAGAAAUGAUAAUAUGCAUAAGUUCCAUAAAGUUUGGCUUUUGUCUCACAAAAUUUCUUGUUUCUUUGAUACCUCUCAGUUUUCUUGAUGAGCAUUAUUUUGUUUGUUUGUUAGGUUGAGAAGUACUCACAACAUUUUUAUAAUUUUGUUUCUGAAAUCAGAAGGCUGACCAUAGUUUAUUCUUUAAUCAGAUGACCUUAAUACCCAUAAUCAACAGCUUUCAAGAAAUACUUAAAAUCCAAAAACAAUCACAUCAUUCAUAUUUGGACUUGAGACAAAAAGUUGUGUCAAGAGGACUUUUGCAUAAAGAAGCCUUGAUAUAAUUCACAAUCAACUGUGGUCACAACUGACUUCUAUUUGAACCUCCUGCCAUUGUCUUUGAUGGGGUGGGUUUGUCCACUAUUCCAGUAGAGAGUGGGGGUGUAUCACAGGAGGAACGCUGUUAUAUUCCCCUUGUUAUAUUAAUGCUGUUAUAUUCCCCUUGUCGACGUUGAUGUUUUUUUUGCUUUAAACUAAUACAGCAACACGAGUAUGUAAUUCCCAGCUGGGCGACUCUUUUCUAGCCAACGUUCGGACCCUGAUCCUGUUUAUGAGAUUUUUUUCCUCAUUUUGUUUAGGAAACACGAAUGUUCUGAAUUGAUGCAUUAGAACCUAUGGAUCCAACUCUAGCAUAUUCAGAAAAAAUACAUAUAAAUUUUGACUUUGAAAUAUGGACUGGGGUUUAAAACAGGCUGCAUACUGCAGAUUGGGUUUUAGAUAAGGACUAUGGUAAAUUUGACAGACACAAACAGCAAUACAAAUUGUAAACACUAGUAGGUAGUGAAGCUUGUGCACUAAUUUAGCCAGGUUUUUUUGUAGACUCACUGAACCACUCUGAAGCCAGUGAACAAUAUUCUCUUGAAGACAUUGCUGAGUGACUGAUAACAUCAUUGGCUAAUAAGUCUGAUAAGAAUGGUCUGGAAUGAUGAGACUUUUAAUCACCGAGAGGAACUGUUAUCUUUAUUAAAGAA
Molecule: messenger RNA, 8662 nt
Organism: Pocillopora meandrina
Lineage: Eukaryota; Metazoa; Cnidaria; Anthozoa; Scleractinia; Pocilloporidae
Source: the annotation of a GenBank genome assembly